Messenger RNA from Salvelinus sp. IW2-2015, 301 nucleotides. RefSeq names its product klotho-like. NCBI's taxonomy places the organism in Eukaryota, Metazoa, Chordata, Actinopteri, Salmoniformes, Salmonidae. Gene Ontology annotation, molecular function: hydrolase activity, hydrolyzing O-glycosyl compounds; fibroblast growth factor binding; fibroblast growth factor receptor binding. Gene Ontology annotation, biological process: carbohydrate metabolic process; fibroblast growth factor receptor signaling pathway. The record is from RefSeq and is a predicted model, not a curated record.
UCCUUGGCUCUGCACAUGGACUGGGUGGAACCGGCAUUCUCCUUCAGCCGCGAGGACGUGGAACCAGCCAACAGGGUUCUGGACUGUCGUGUUGGCUGGUUCUCAGAACCCAUCUUUGGCAGUGGAGAUUACCCGCCUCGCAUGAGGAACUGGUUCCACCAAAGACACUCCCUGGACCUGUUCCAUUACCACCUGCCGUUGUUCAGUGAGGAGGACAGACAGCUGGUGAGGGGGACGUACGACUUCUUCGCCAUCAGUCAUUUCAGCACUCAGCUAGUGACCCCCACCAUUGAAGAGUAAG